AUGUCCACACCAUUUGUGACCCAGCAAGCUUACACCACCCAUUCGGGUCACGGGUCGGUGGGACCCGUCAUAGCAGUUCUUGCCGUCAUCACCGUUCUCGGUGUCAUCGCUGGCAUGAUUGGAAGGCUCUGUUCGGGGCGUCGGGUCAUGGGUCACGGCGAGUUCGACGUUGAAACAUGGGUCCAAACCAAAUGCUCCUCUUGUGUAGACGGCAGAAUCUUCCCUCCUCCGCCGCCGCCACCACCGGAACCCAGCUCCGGCGAGGACCCUCCUCCCGUGGAAGCUCCUCAAGAGAUCAAAGAAGAACAACAGCAACAUUCAAGGCAAAACUCACAUGACCAUAGUGAUGCUUAA
Messenger RNA from Cajanus cajan (pigeon pea), 354 nucleotides. The record is from RefSeq and is a predicted model, not a curated record. Lineage: Eukaryota; Viridiplantae; Streptophyta; Magnoliopsida; Fabales; Fabaceae.